AAAUAUGAAAUAUUAAUCACGGCGCACAAUGGGUGUUUUUCUUUUUCUCACUCUCCUUCCGUGUGUCACUGUGUUGUCUGCGUAAAGAAAGGCCGGGAAGAAAUAAAGGAGUUGGUUUGAGCUGCCUUUACCAGAUGGCUAGAUGGGAUCAGAUUCUGUCUCUUCCCGUACAAAAUCCACCAACCUUGGAGUUCUCUGCACAUGAUCUUGUAUGGUCAAAGGUGGAAGGUUGGCGUGACAAUAUAGAUAGAGUUGCUUUGAUCCCUUUCGCUAGAGUGGAUGACUUUGUUAGGGGUGAAUCCUCUAACAAAGAUUGUCCAACUAGAUUUCAUGUUGAAGCAAGAAGGCGGAGAACAGCAAAGGCACCUUACAAGCCAAAGGUUGAUGGCAUUCUUGAAUAUAUCCUGUAUUGGUGUUCAUUUGGCCCUGAUGACCAUAGGAAAGGGGGUCUUGUACGACCCAGCCGGAAUACAUACAUUCCUAAGAAGACAAAUGCUGGCCGACCUAAUACGAAAAGAGGAUGCACCUGUCACUUUAUUGUAAAACGUUUAAUUGCUGAACCGUCAGUGGCAUUGAUAAUAUAUAACCAGGAUAAGCAUGUGGAUAAGAAAGGGUUACCAUGCCAUGGGCCACAGGACAAAAAGGCAGCUGGCACACGUGCUAUGUUUGCACCAUACAUCUCAGAGGAUCUGCGCCUCCGUGUUUUAUCUUUAUUGCAUGUUGGGGUCUCUGUGGAGACCAUAAUGCAGCGGCACAAUGAAUCUGUAGAGAAACAGGGUGGUCCAUACAACCGAGAUGACCUUCUAACCCACAGGUAUGUUAGAAGACAGGAGAGGAGCAUUAGACGUUCUACAUAUGAGUUGGAUGCAGAUGAUGCUGUCAGUGUAAGCAUGUGGGUUGAAAGCCACCAGAAUUAUGUAUUCUUUUACGAGGAUUUCACUGAUUCAGACCCUUUUGUCUUGGGCAUUCAAACUGAGUGGCAGUUGCAACAAAUGAUUCGAUUUGGAAAUCACAGCCUCCUUGCCUCUGAUUCAAGGUUUGGAACAAAUAAAUUUCAGUAUCCUAUACACAGUCUCAUUGUUUUCAAUUCAGACAAGAAAGCAAUCCCUGUAGCUUGGAUAAUAACCCCAAGGUUUGCUACUGUAGAUGCUCAUAGAUGGAUGAGGGCUCUAUACAACAGGGUUCGCACAAAAGAUCCUACUUGGAAGUUGGCUGGGUUUAUUGUUGAUGAUCCUUCGAUUGAUGUGCAUACAAUUAGGGAUGUUUUUGAGUGCUCCAUAUUGAUAUCCUUUUGGCGGGUCCGCCACGCAUGGCAUAAAAACUUAUUGAAGAGAUGUGCAGAGACAGAGAUGCGUAUUGAGAUAUCAAGACGACUUGGGUUGAUCAUUGAUGAUAUUUGCAGAGGAUGUGGAAAUGUGGAUUUGUUUGAGAAAUUCAUGGAAGAUUUUGUCGAUUGCUCGCAUUUUUUGGAUUACUUCAAAGCAGUCUGGUAUCCUAGAAUAAGGGCUUGGGUCUCUUCACUUAAAUCUCUUCCACUUGCAAGCCUGGAGACUUGUGCAGCAAUGGAGUUUUACCACAAUCAACUGAAGCUCCGGUUGUUGAAUGAGAAGGAUCCUGCUGCAUACCAGCGCGCUGAUUGGCUGGUUGAUAAGUUGGGUACAAAAGUGCAUUCCUACUUUUGGCUGGAUGAAUAUUCGGGGAAAGAUGAUUUUGCACGAUAUUGGAAGGAUGAGUGGGUAAGUGGUUUGACAUCUUGGCGGAAGGCGUUGAAGAUUCUUGAUUCAGAUGUUGCCAUCGAAGGAAGAUCUGCAAAGGUGACUGAUGAGCUUGAUCGAGACACUUUUUAUGUUGUUUGGAACCCCGGCUCUCAGUUUGGGGUCUGUGAUUGUUCUUGGGCAGAGAUGGGCUACCUUUGUGAGCACGUCUUAAAGGUCAUAAAGGUCUGUCAUGAAAAAGGAUCUAUUUUGCCUACUGCCAGCGUAUUUCAGUACCACAAAGCUUUAAUGGACAUGCUACAUUGCCCUCCUCAUGAUUCUUUGAUCCGUGAUCAUGCCGUUUCUUUAGCAAUAUAUGUGCAGAAACAGCUAAAUUCACUAGUUGUUGAAGUUCAGAAACAAACAAAGGAUAGCAUUGAGCAAGGAAGUGUGCCGGUGGCUUCUGCUAAAGAAAACAGAGGAUUAGCUGAUGAGGAUCCUUGUGUAGACGGGAACAUAUUGUCUAAUCAUGAAAAUGGUUCCGCUGAUUCCUCUGAGUCUCCUGCUGGGAUUGCAAAUGAUUUCAGCAGUGAAUCAGUUGAUCAGGUAGUUGGUAUAAAUGGUGAGACUGCUGAAGAAGGAAUAUCCGGUUCUGAGAUGGGUGUUGACCCACCCUCCACUAUUCAUCCUCCUGAAUUACCAUCACUUAGUGAGGAAAUUGUAGCUGGUAAUGUCUUCCUGGAGCAUAGAGACGGAGCUUUUAACAACAAGGGUCCUAGAAUGAGUUCACCUUCCAAUGAUGAUGCUUUAAGUGCUAAAGUUGGAUGUGAAGAAACUUUUAACAAAAAUUGCCAUGAAAGUGCGAUGGCUGUGGAUCCACAACCAGAUGAGGUUCCCCAAACAGAACAACUUUCAAAGCCAUGCACAGCGACUCAUCAAGAUGAUUUCGGUAGCAAGAGUAAUGAAUCUUCAGUGCCAUCGAUGCCUGCUCCUGGGAAAGUCUCCCCAUCCUUGUGCUCUGCUGUGGAGACACAAGUGCUUGAUAUUGCGAAACCUUCAGGUGCUCCGAAUCUGGAUAUAUCAAUGGCAUCAGAAAGUGAGAAUGAGAACAAAAAUAAGACUCAUUCUAUUGAUGCUGGUUUCCAAUCAGAUGGUGAUCAUGUUAAUCUGGAAACUGCUGAUGGUCUUGGUUACGAACCAAAGGCAGUGGACGACGGUAUGGCUGAAUGCACUGAAACAUCCCAAAAUCAUUCAACAUCGACACAUAACGGUGACAGCCAACAAACUACUGAAGUUGCAGCUCGAGAAACAGAUGAUUCAGGUGAGAAAGUACUUCUUAGCAACAGUGAACCUUCUACAACUAAAUCGGAACUUCAAAAGAGUGUUGAAGAUGGAAAAUGUGGUGAUAUGGAAAUUUGUGAACAGGUGACUGAUGAUCAGAAUGGUAUUGUCGAUAUGGAAAUUGUUCCAGAAGAGGCCGCCAUUGGCUCUGAAAUCAGUGCUGGCCCUCGCAAACAAUAGGCAUAUAUUUUCAUCGUUCAUGAAUUCCUUAUUUCUUUCUUUGUACAUGCUCAAUACAUUUACUUCUAAUUUUGUGAUUUAGCUAGUU
This is a messenger RNA of Hibiscus syriacus, 3303 nucleotides long. RefSeq lists its product as uncharacterized. NCBI's taxonomy places the organism in Eukaryota, Viridiplantae, Streptophyta, Magnoliopsida, Malvales, Malvaceae. Bases 135 to 3215 code for a protein of 1026 amino acids. The transcript is spliced from 6 exons. Gene Ontology annotation, molecular function: zinc ion binding. The record is from RefSeq and is a predicted model, not a curated record.